Messenger RNA from Symbiodinium sp. CCMP2592, 1260 nucleotides. Lineage: Eukaryota; Dinophyceae; Suessiales; Symbiodiniaceae. The record is from the annotation of a GenBank genome assembly.
AUGCAGCCCACAGGCUACAAAGCAAAGAUGCAAGCAACCGAAACAUACCAUGUCAUGCAACAUGCAGCCAGAUGUCGGCUAAUGCAGAAGCAGCUGCAUGCGCUCCAAGAUGCUCUGCGCGGUUUCCGAGACCGGUCCCUGCAGCUGACCUACGAUCCAGUGGCAUUGAUGCGCCGAUUUCAGAAGACACUCUCCUACAACGAGUUGCAGAAGCUGUCUCGCGGAUGGCUCUGGAUCGACUUUUUGAGUAUCCCUCAGCGCUGUGCCUGCGAGACCGACGAGGACCGGCAGCAACAGCAGGAGCAGCUGCGGGAGGCCAUCGAAAGCUUGCAUACGUAUGUGGCCCAUAGCUCCUAUUUCCUCAUCCUCGCGCCGGUGCAGCAUCAUGAGCAGGGCCGGCUCAUGGACUACAGCUCGUGGAAGUCACGUGGCUGGUGUCAGUUCGAGUUCACGGUGAACGUUAUCAUGGGUGCCAAACCUGUCUUUCUGGUUCAGGGCCUGCGUGCUGUGAAGAAGGUGUCGUCUCGGAUUUUCCUGCACUUUGCCCCCUGCCUGGCUCAGUUUACCAACGAGGAAGACAAGAGCUUCAUCUCGAACGCGCUGGAAGAGGUGAUCGAUGCACAAGUCUACAGGCUGCGCGCCGCAGGGGAAGUGCACCGGCUGCAGAUGUUGGAGUGUGUGCGGGCGCUGUUGACGCGCCGGGCGCCUGACCUGACGUUGUUCAAGAGGCUAAGUCGGACGGGCAGCUUGGCCUACAUGGCCAAGGCCGCCAAGAGCGUACAAUAUACAGGCUGGACUCACCUGCACUACGCCACUGCACGGAGUGACCGCGAUGCCGUCGCACGACUCCUUGCCAUCUGCGAAAGGGCCGACGCGCAGACAGCCCAAGCAGACAUGGACCUUUUCCUCGGACCCAAGCUGCAGCCUCUUCACAUGUGGGCAGCAUUUUCCUUCAACGAGGAUAUUGCCUCGCUGUUGUUGCAGGCUUCGGUCAUGGUCGACUGUCGCGGCUCUGGGGGCCUCACCCCCCUAAUGCUCAGCUGCAGGUUUGGCAACACCAUUGCUUGCAAGACCUUGCUGGACAUGAUGGCGGAUGCGAACGCACAGGAUCAGAUGGGCUGCAGGCCUUUGGUCUUCGCUUUGGCGAACGAUGCCGAAGAUUUGGUCGCACCUCUCUUGGAUGCCGGUGCAGAUCCGCGCCGGGGCUGGGCCGGGUUGAGUCCGCUUCACUUCCUGGCCCUGACAAGCUCUGCCACCUAG